Molecule: messenger RNA, 1327 nt
Organism: Vitis riparia (riverbank grape)
Lineage: Eukaryota; Viridiplantae; Streptophyta; Magnoliopsida; Vitales; Vitaceae
Product: germin-like protein subfamily T member 2
Exons: 2
Coding region: 419-1096 (225 amino acids)
Cellular component (GO): cell wall
Molecular function (GO): manganese ion binding
Source: RefSeq, a predicted model, not a curated record
UUACUCUUUCCAAGAGAUUACCCAUUUGAUUACUGAAUCAUUUGGGAAUGGAUAAUUGGAGGAGACUGGCGUCUUGCAUUUACUUAUGGCCAUAUGUUUAACUACUCUGCCCACCGUCUCAAAGACCAAAUCAAAAGUUCAUAAUGUUCCAGAAGUCAAUUUGCAACUACUACCAAAAUUGCCAGGAUCCCGUCUUCUUGUCUUUCGAUCAGACUUAAGGCUCAACUGAUCACGGCUUUAAUGUCGGGAGUUGAUUUUAUCCUUGGGCUACACUGCAGAAGAAGUGUAUAAAGAAGAGCUUCCACCAAAUUGAGGAAUCCCAACAGAGUCUGUCAAAGAUAACAAGAGUCUUUCUGUGUUUUAACUUUUAUCUAUCAAAGAAAAAAAAGAUAACAAGAGUCUUGAAUUCAGAGGGCUUAUGGUUUCCAGGAUGACUUCUUCAACCUCACCCUCGUCUCUAAUAUUCAGCUUACUGGUUUAUGUGGUUCUCCCCUUGGUUUGCAGGUCUGCAGACUCUGAUCCACUGCAGGACUUUUGUAUUGCAGAUUUGAAUGCCACAGUAAUUGUUAAUGGCUUUCCAUGCAAACCUGCAUCUGCAGUGACUUCAGAUGAUUUCUUCUUUGAUGGGCUAAGCAAAGAGGGGAGCACGACCAAUAUCUUUGGAUCUAGUGUGACUACAGGGAAUGUUCUCUCGUUUCCAGGGGUCAACACUCUCGGGAUCUCAAUGAACCGGGUGGACAUUGCUCCAGGUGGAAUGAACGCACCCCACUCGCAUCCUCGCUCAAGCGAGUCUGGGGUGGUCAUUCACGGGAGAGUCCUGGUAGGAUUUGUGACAACUGGGAAUGUGUUUUACUCGAAAAAUUUGACUGUUGGGCAGAUGUUUGUGAUUCCAAGAGGGCUUGUGCACUUUCAGCAGAACAUUGGAGAGGAGAAAGCCCUUCUUUUUACAGCUUUCAACAGUCAAAAUCCUGGAUCUGUGGUUGCCUCUGUGAAUCUAUUCGGAUCAACACCUUCCAUUCCUAAUGAUGUGUUGACCAAGGCCUUCCAGGUAGAUGCUAAUGUUGUCAAUGGCAUUAAAUCCAAGUUUGGUUCUUAAGCAGUCUCUCCCUCUCUCCCUCUCUCUAUCCCCUCUUCUCCUACACACACAGCUCCAUCUUUUUUUUUUUUUUUGAUAGGUUACAGACACAGCUCCAUGUAUUGUAAUCAUUUUUAUGUUGGCUUCCGUUGGCUCUUCUCCUACACACAGCUCCAUGUAUUGUAAUCAUUUUUAUGUUGGCCUCCAUUGGCUAUCAAUAAUAAUCACUAGAGGGAUUGUCUUUUUUUUUUU